This is a messenger RNA of Solanum stenotomum, 384 nucleotides long. RefSeq names its product putative disease resistance protein RGA3. Lineage: Eukaryota; Viridiplantae; Streptophyta; Magnoliopsida; Solanales; Solanaceae. The coding region runs from base 1 to 384 and encodes 127 amino acids. The record is from RefSeq and is a predicted model, not a curated record. The transcript has a single exon.
AUGGCUGAAGCUUUCCUUCAAAUUCUGUUAGACAAUAUGACUUCUUUCAUACAAGGGGAACUUGGAUUGUUUUUUGGUUUUAAAAGCAUGUUUACUACGAUCCAAGCUGUGCUUGCUCAGGAGAAGCAACUCAAGGACAAGCAGCUAGAAUAUUGGUUACAGAAACUCAAUGUUGCUGCAUAUGAAGUUGAUGACAUCUUGGAUGAAUGUAAAACUAAGGCAGCAAGACUCAACCAGACUAAAUAUGGAUGUUAUCAUCCAAAGGUUAUCACUUUCAGUCACAAGGUCGGGAAAAGGAUGAAAGAGAUGAUGGAGAAACUAGAUGCAAUUGCUGCAGAACGAAGUAAGUUUCAUUUGGAGAAAAGGACUCAAAUAUGUCAUUAA